AUGUUAAGCAAUAAGCUAAGAAGAUUAUUUGCCAAAUUAAAUGUGGAAAAAGACAUGAAAAUCCAGUCUAUAUCGAAGAAAAAACUUCAAACGAAGAAAAAGCCAACGGUUGAGCUGCCUGACAAUGUUUGGAACCUCAUCUUUGACUAUUCGUCGCCGUUUGAUGUAAUAAAAUGGCGACGGGUCAAUAAACAAUUCAAACGCAUUACCGAUAGUCGUGUGAAAAGGACGCUCUACCUAGAUGUGUUGAGAAUGGACAUCACACAGAUACUGCCAAAAGGAGUGCUGGGAGAUGGAGACUUCUUCCGACACCCUACUUGCAAUUUAUUAGGGCAUCAUGAAUAUCGUUCUCUUCUGCUUGCCGCUCAUGCGCAAUGGACAGCCAAAGAAGCGGCAAAACUGCUGCGUGCGAUUCAGUUCUUUGGCAAAAACGCUCACACCAUCAUGAUCGAUUCAUCAAUAGCUGAGCUGUGUGUGGCAGGACAAUGUACGACAGACAUACCGGCAUGGUUUGCAUUCCAAGCCGCAGCCGGUGGUACCGAUCCGACACCCGAUUCCGAUGGGAUUCAGACCCCAGGAUGGCUCCAAAGUGAAGCGAAAUUCAACAUGUCUACAUAUCUUAGUCAGUCUGAUGGUGAUUUACCGCAGUGGAACCCAACAACGCAACGCAUUCCAUUAGGGCCGCUCUUCCCGAAAGCCAAAGAGAUCACAUUCCGUUGUACUAUUCCGCAAUUACGUCGUAUGCGUCGGCUAUCCGUCUAUCGCGUGCCGGCCACCAUGAUCUUUUCACCAGAACAUCUACAAGUGUUCCGACUGGCCAUCAUUGGUGGACGUUCCAACGCACCAGCCACGAUAAAACUACGUCCAUUCCGUGAAUGGCUUGACGCUGACCAACUCGGUAACAAGCUUUGCGUACAAUUUUGCUGAGUCACCUAGAGACGGAGUUAUGGGCCUUCGUUUUUACUUCCUCCUCUAAGUAAGGGCAGUUCUAGUGCCUUACCCAUAUAUAACGAUGCUAUAUUGAAAAUCAUGUUGUGAUAUACACCACCACCGAUAAAUCGCUCGCAAUGCAUUGCCAAGAAAUUUCUGUAAAAGAAUUAAUCCUUGUAUAUACUGUUGCUUUUCCUUUUAUGCACCUACCUGUAUACAGAUGUAUAAUAAUUAGGGAGAUGUAUAAGUCUGAGUUAUUUGGUUGUGUCUAAGUGUUGUUUUUUUACCACUUUUGCCACGUUGAUUAGAUCUUCUAAGAAAUUUUUGUUCACUACAUUUUGUAGUUUAUGCUCUGAUUUAUUAGCUGAUCUCCGUGGUCACUGUAUCACCGCUAUGCAGUAAUAUAAUAAGCAUUUCCUCUUGACUUAGCUUUUUUUAGUGGACACUUUUGCAGACCUACCGUAUGCUACCGUGAUCAAGGGCAGCUUAGCAUCGCAGUCUACACAACCGCAUCAAAAGUAAUCCAUUUUUUUGACAUUGCGAGCGACG
Molecule: messenger RNA, 1479 nt
Organism: Cylicocyclus nassatus
Lineage: Eukaryota; Metazoa; Nematoda; Chromadorea; Rhabditida; Strongylidae
Source: the annotation of a GenBank genome assembly